ACAACAAUAACAAUUCCUUCUUUGUUAUCUUUUAUGCUUUGUUUUCGAAUCGCUUCGUUUUGCUGUAAUUUUAACACGAGUCACCGUGUGCUUGAAAUAUGGGAUAAAGUUCUGUGGUGCAUUGAGCAAUUUGGCAUUUGGAGUCAAGCUUACACGAAUCACAUCGACCACCAACAUGAAAAGCAAUGACGGCGAGGAAGAUUUUCACGACGACGACGACGACGAAGAACCGAUCACGACAUCGUCGGCCGGCGAACACAUGACCACGAUUUCUUGUCACUGCUUCGGCGACUCGAGCGAGACCGAAGAGGCCUUCUCUAUCACCAUAAUCGAAAACAUGAAAGAAGAGUAUGGGCUGUUCGUGUGGCCCUGUAGCAUUGUCCUGGCCGAGUAUAUUUGGCAGCAGAGAUUGCGAUUUUCUGGAAACAACGUGGUCGAGCUUGGUGGUGGAACAUCCUUACCAGGGUUAGUUGCAGCGAAGGUGGGUUCAAAUGUGACACUUACAGAUGACUCUAAAAGAUUGGAGGUGCUGGAUAAUAUGAGAAGAGUGUGUGGCCUGAAUGAGCUUAAGUGUGAGGUACUAGGACUCACAUGGGGAGUGUGGGAUGCACCCAUAUUCAAUUUGAACCCAAAUUUUAUUCUUGGGGCUGAUGUAUUGUACAACACAAGUGCCUUCGACGAUCUCUUUGCCACUGUGACAUUCCUGCUCCAAAGUUCUCCAGGUUCAGUUUUUGUAACGACUUAUCACAAUCGAAGUGGACAUAAUCUUAUUGAAUUCUUGAUGAUGAAAUGGAAAUUGAAGUGUGUGAGGCUUCUCGAUGGGUUUUCAUUUAUGCCCUCUUGCAAGGCAUCUGGGCUGAGUGGCAACAUUCAAUUGGCCGAGAUUGUAUUAAAUGAUGAAUAGGCUGAAGUAACCAAACCAACAGUCUUGUAUCAGAAUUGAAAAGUGGUUUGUGCAGUCUGAUCAUUUACAUCUCUGCUUCUUGUCAAUGGUAUAGGGAAGUUGUUGGCCAGGUGACUGAUUUGUCUGGCUUUCCUCUAAGAGAGUAUUUUGUUUAUGGAUCGCUGCUGCUUUUUAUAGUUUAGAGGAAGCUUGAAUUUUCAUUUGGAAAUGAACAUUGAGAGCCUGCAAUUCUAUUGUUGCAUAGUGAUGUAGGGUUUAUUUUUGAAGUAAUAGACUGAAAAGGCUAGCCAAGUUUGUUAGGAGUUUGAAGAUGUCUGUGUACAUGGCCUGCCAUCAACAUUAUUUGCAUGUAUUCCCUAGCUGUAGAUAUAAGCUGUUUGUUUAACUGACUGAAUUGUUGCUUUUGUCUCUGAGCUUGAGUUAAUGAGACUUCUAACAGACAUGGGAAAUAUUUCA
Messenger RNA from Malania oleifera, 1360 nucleotides. RefSeq lists its product as uncharacterized. Lineage: Eukaryota; Viridiplantae; Streptophyta; Magnoliopsida; Santalales; Ximeniaceae. Gene Ontology annotation, cellular component: cytoplasm; nucleus. The coding region runs from base 176 to 904 and encodes 242 amino acids. The transcript has 7 exons. The record is from RefSeq and is a predicted model, not a curated record.